Molecule: messenger RNA, 816 nt
Organism: Aphis gossypii (cotton aphid)
Lineage: Eukaryota; Metazoa; Arthropoda; Insecta; Hemiptera; Aphididae
Product: putative nuclease HARBI1
Exons: 1
Coding region: 1-816 (271 amino acids)
Source: RefSeq, a predicted model, not a curated record
AUGUUGAGAUUAGAGUGGCUCUUAAAUGAUGAUGGCUAUGAUGACGAACGACCUCUACGAGUAUAUAGAGACCGAGUAUACUUUGACUUAUGUGACCGUCAGUACCGUCAAUGUUUUCGACUUAACAAAAAUCAAGUAGCGUUUAUUCUAAGUAAGAUUGAACAUAUCCUAACUCAUACGAGUAUUCGAAAUAAGGCAAUCACAGCAGAACAUCAGCUAUUGACUACAUUGAACUGGCUCGGCAAUGGUGCACAACAACAUGGUAUUGGAGCUACUCAUGGAAUAUCAACUUCAUCUGUCAGUAGGUGUAUUCAGAGGGUCGUUAAUGCGGUUGUUACUCAUAUGUUCCAAAAUAUUGUCAAGUGGCCCAACAACACCGUUAAAAUACCAACGACGUUCCUUGAAAAAGGUGGGUUUCCUAGUGUAGCUGGCUGCAUUGAUGGUACAUUGAUCAAUAUUGAUGCGCCAAAUUUAAAUGAAGAACAAUAUAUCGAUAGACAUGGCAACCAUUCAAUCAAUGUGACAAUGGUUUGUGGUCCAAACCAUGAAUUUUAUGCAGUAGACACUAACUGGCCAGGAAGUGUACACGAUGCCAGAGUAUUAAGAAAUACUAAUGUAUUUGCUGCAUUUGAGAGUGGGUGGAGACCAUUUCCCGGAGCAGUGCUUUUAGGAGAUAGCGCAUAUCCAUUAAAAGAGUGGCUUAUUCCACCCCGUCAUCAAAACCCUAAUGAUGAAACUGAACAACGGUUCAAUUGCAAACAUAAAUCUACACGACGAUUAAUAGAAUGUAGCUCAAAGAAAGAUUCCCAUGUUUGA